GUACAGUUUGGUUGGUCAGUUAAAUAUGAUCAAAUCUUAAACAUUCACCCGUAAAAUUCUACAGCAUUACGCAAAUUGCAGUACAUUUGCAUACUGGAAUCGGUUUCGAGUCGUGCUUUAGUUUGCUCAUUGUUUUAAGUUGUACAAUCUCACUAAUUUUUAAACGAUUGUUUUGCUUCCUGUUUAACUUCAGUAUUAGCAAUCCUUGUCUUUAGCAAUAUAUUACUAAAAAUUUCCAUGAUGGCACCCACCAAGGAAUUUUUGGAGACGCUGUUAAAACAAAAAGUUACCUCGUUCAGUACAGAAGAGGGGACCAAGCCUGGUGAUAAUGUGGCUGGUAGUUUACUCUCGAUCAAGGUCAAGGUCGCGUCGGGAGAGACGCUCCACCUGGUUAACAAAACGUACUCGGACGACCCCGAAUUCAAAGACUACGCCAUGAAAUUCGGCUUGUUCACGACGGAGAACACGCUCUACGAAACCGUGGGGCCGAGGGUGUCUGCACUCAUGAAGGCGAAAGGGGUCACAAAUCCGGACCUUCCGUUUCCAAAAUUUUAUGGGGGGAACGGGGACAUGAGCAAGGGUGAGGAGUUUCUCUGUCUCGAGGACGUCCGACCAGCCGGAUAUUCCAUGAAGGACAAGUUUGUCUCUUUUAAUCUGGAUGAAACUACGCUAGUUUUGCAAGAGUUGGCAAAAUAUCAUGCUUCUACGUAUUACUGGAUUCGAUAUGAAGGAGAAAAAAUAUUUGAUGAUGACGAGGGUCUCAAAAGAAUUAGAGAUUCGCCAUUUUCCGGAAGUGACCCAAUGCUUCGAGUCAUGGGGACUGAAAUGUUUUUCUUGAGCCUACGUGAUUCCAUCUCCGUCCUGGAAUUUGCUGGUGAAAAGGAUCUCGCGUCCAGGGUCACCUCAGCCGUGUUGAAUCAGGGAAAGGACAAGAUUUACGAAAUGUUUAAUCAGCGCAACAAACUCACGGAUGUGGCCACUUUUCCUUGCAUAAUCCACGGAGACCUGUGGGUAAACAAUAUUCUCCUCAAGUAUGACGCCAAGGGAAAACCUGUGUCACUCAAAUUUGUAGAUUUUCAACAAACCCGGCGUGGAAAUAUUUAUGAGGAUUUGAUUUAUUUCAUCUUCACGAGUACUACGCCCGAAUUUAGGAAACAGUAUUUGGUCCAAGUGCUCAACUCGUAUUAUGAAUCAUUCGCCAAGACUCUGGGCGCUCUAGGAGCUCAAAUUCCGAUUGGAUUUUCUCGUGGCAAGUUGAUUGACACAUUUUACGAAGGAAUUCUGGCUGGCUAUGUUUACAUGGCGUUUGCAAUCCCCAUGCAAUUGGCUGACCCGGUCGACCCCAAGGAGAAAGCAGAAGCGAUGCAGCAGCAAAUGAUGAACGGGGGAGGAGCUCCACCCCCAGAUCCGUCGCAAAUGUCGCCUGAACAAAUGAUGGAGAUGAUGAUGAAAGGUUUGGAGGCGAGGAGUGGGAUGUUUUAUGGGCAAAUGGUAAAAAGUCCAAAAGCUGUGACCCGUCUGGUUGAUAUUACAAAGGAAAUAGCGGAAAUGAAAUUGUUUUGACAAAUUCCAAUCAUAACACAAUAUUUUUGAUGAAUAUCUUAUGUUUUUCUGUUGAUGACUUUUCCUUAAAAUUUAGUUAACUAUUUAGUUGUCGCGUCCUCAGUUAUUGAGAUAAAUCAUAAAAUUUUAAAUCUACGCUAA
Folsomia candida is the source of this 1704-nucleotide messenger RNA. RefSeq lists its product as uncharacterized. The record is from RefSeq and is a predicted model, not a curated record. The coding region runs from base 238 to 1563 and encodes 441 amino acids. The transcript is spliced from 5 exons. Lineage: Eukaryota; Metazoa; Arthropoda; Collembola; Entomobryomorpha; Isotomidae.